This is a messenger RNA of Punica granatum (pomegranate), 2552 nucleotides long. Lineage: Eukaryota; Viridiplantae; Streptophyta; Magnoliopsida; Myrtales; Lythraceae. The record is from RefSeq and is a predicted model, not a curated record.
GGUAAGUGGGUCCCACGGUUUCCAUUCCCUCGUGCCUGCUGCUUGCUUGCUGUCGGAGCAAUCGCCGUCGGCCUGCCAUGUGCCCACCCGAAUCACCCAUUUGUCCUCAAAGUAACCAUACGCAAUCGCUGCUCUCGAGCCCAAAAUUGCUUUACUUUCCCCAUUUCGGCUCCGUUAUCUUGGUUAAAGAAUUCAAAAUCCAAUUCAUUGAGAGGGCUUUUGCAUUUGAUCUCGGGCUCUUCAAAACCCAGAUUUCAAAAUCAUAUCUUUCUGCCUCCGUCAGCUUCUUUUCCGGCUGCACAGAAGAAGCGUGAAUCGUGGGGGAGUUAUGACCUGAACAGUGGGGACACGCGGGCACGGCAAGUUGGGGAGUAAAGGCUAAAGAAGAAAACUGGAUAAAGAUGAUGAGUAGCUUCAGCCUCCCACUUUUUCUUCAUGACUCUGCUCUCACUCGGUUGGUAAAUGAUUUGAACUUGUUCUGCACCAGUGGGCUUCCAUUUCUGUCCUUCCUCUGUGACUAUAUGUUGUAAUGGGAGAUUAUUUGGCUGAUGAAGAUGAUGCAUCCGACAUUGCAGCCACUGUUGGCGAUGCUAUUAAUUACGCUUACUUUGCCGAUGGAUAUGGGGAUCGGAUGAUACAGAUGGUGAGAUCAUCAGUUUGGGCCCCCUGUUACGCCCUGGCUCUGAGAGACACAAAUCUUCUGCUGGAUCAGCUGGGAUUCUUCUCAUCGAUAAACGACAUUGUUUAUCACAUAUUGGCGAUUAGCUCUCAUUUAACUCAGCAGCUUUGUGUCUUCAUUGAAAACCUUGUACUGAGCGAUGUUGAAAGAUACUCAGAAGGAUCAGUGGUCCGUUCUCCGCAGCAGCCUAGAUCUUCAACCCACAGUAUACAUAAAUCUGUUUCCGAAGAUGGUUCAUCUUCGGAUCCUGGAAUUCUUGAAAGAAGAGGCUCCUGUCCCAAGGAAGAGCUGGUUGUAAAUACAAGAUCAGAAAUUGAUGAUAUGAUUUUCAAAUUUCAGGGCGCACCCCUCAUUUUUCAGGGGUUGAUGCUACCAUUAUUGUCUUUGAGGCUCGCCUGUAGGUUCAUAAUGGCUUCUUGGCAACUCACCAUCUCUUGUUUACAAUACACUCAAGUUCGUCUCUGCAGCAUUAUAUCCCGUGUUCAGAAGACGUUACGUGGGUCUGCUGAUGACAUAGGAUGGUUACAGUGGACUCCAGGAAUGGCUCCUGUUGUUGAUGGUACUUCGAGAUUUCUGGAACUUCUGGAUGCCAUAAGGAAUGGGGAGCACGCGCUCCCUGAUACGUUUGUUUAUCUCUUGAUUCCAGGUCUUUUCAGCAAUCAUGGGCCCUUAUACUUCGUGAGCACGAAGAGGUUCUUCUCUAAGAUGGGCUUGGCUUGUCACAUUGCCAAAAUCCACAGCGAGGCAUCUGUGGAGCACAAUGCAUGGGAGCUCAAGCAGUAUAUUGAGGAGCUAUACUGGGGCUCAGGCAAGCGUGUGAUGUUGCUUGGACACAGCAAAGGCGGAGUGGAUGCUGCAGCAGCACUUACUAUGUUCUGGCCCGACUUGAAGGACAAGGUUGUGGGAUUGGCUCUUGUGCAGUCCCCUUAUGGUGGGACCCCCAUAGCUUCCGAUAUUCUGCGAGAGGGCCAGGUUGCAGAUAAGGAGACCCGGAGAAUCAUGGAGCUCGUCAUAUGCAAGAUAAUCAAGGGUGAUAUACGGGCACUUGAGGACCUCACUUAUGAGAAACGAAGAGAAUUCAUCCUCAAGCACAAACUUCCCGAGCUACCUCUCAUCUCUUUCCAUUCUGAGGCAAGCAUAGCACCAGGAGUCAUCGCCACAAUGACCCACAUUGCCCACGCAGAGCUCCCGUGGCUCCCCAUCCUCAAUUUCAGGCCUGAAGACCUGGACAAUAAUCUUGUUCUCUCGGGAGGCCAAGUCCCUGUGGUGAUGCCCCUCUCUGCUGCAAUGGCAGUCUGUGCUCUCCACUUGAAGCUCAGGUAUGGGGAGAAGAGCGAUGGCCUAGUAACCUGUCGGGAUGCCGAGGUCCCUGGUUCAGUUGUGAUCAGACCAGACCGGAAACUGGAUCAUGCCUGGAUGGUUUAUUCAUCCCGGAGGAGGAAUCCCGCUGACCCGGAUUCCCGUAUGAUGUGCGAAGCGAUACUGACCCUCCUCGUGGAGCUCGGGAGGAGCAAAACCACAACGGCAAGCAAUAAGAGGAAGUGAUUCGAGUUUUUCCUUUUUAACUUCUGCGAUAUGGUAAAGAUACUAUGAGAGUUACUAUCUAUAUGAUGAAGCUGCUCGUUUAGUAAAAACUGAUGAGGGCCCCAUUUAUUACCACUUAUCUCUCGCAUAUUCGAAUUUAUUUUGUGUUAGCAUGUUCAUGAUUUGCCGGCAUUCGGUAUUGGAUAUUGGCUCUUAUUAGCAUCUCGAGGGCAAAGGCAAUCGAUGAAGGGAAGACGGGGCUGUGAUCGGUGUGGGCUUAUUUUGUAGUUUGAAUUUUGACGCUGGGUUGUCCCAUGGAAUGGAAGAAGGAUUUUUUUUUUUUUCCCUC